AACAUGAGCUCGCGCAACUCUUGCUGGAUUAUGUUAUAUCUAUAAAUGAUAUAUAUAUAUUUUUUGAAAAUGUAAAUUAACUGAUCAACUUAUACCCACUAUAAAUACAUUUGACGUAUGCGGUGAUUAUAUAUCGACGAUCCAUAGGUCUGUUUUUUGAAAAUAUAAAACGAAAGUAGCCACCUGGAAGUGAAAUAACAUUUCGACAGUCGGACCUAAUGAUUUAGAAGACAUGGAAUAUGACGAGAAGAAAGUAAGACCGGCUUCGACGAGAGCGUUGUUAAGGCAACAUGUGGAGGAACAGAGUGACCUUUGUGACCUUGUUGUCAAACAUGGACUCUGGUACAAGCGGUACCACGCCUGUGUCCUGUGUGCUAGUCCAUUUGUCCAGGCUAUGAUUAGAAACAACUUUGAUGAAAAGACCAACGGGUUUUUGGAGCUGAAUCUUGGGUCGCCUGAAUCCAUCGAUAUGGCGAUUAUGUUCUUGUAUGGGAAGUGUCCCGAGUUUACUAUGGAAAAUGUAUCCGCCGUUAUCAAUCUGGCCGAGUUUCUGUUGAUUCCAAAUCUGAAAGCGUUAUGCAUAAAAUGGAUAAAAGAGAUCGAUGUUAGUGAAGACAACGUAGAGAAAUUGCUCCAUCUCACAAGCCUUUUUGAUUUUGAAAUGCCCACUUUGACUGAAUACAUAAGGCAGCAUUUGACUGAAUUGUUUGAAGGCAAUCAGUUAUUGACAAUCACGGCUGAUACACUUGUAACUAUAUUGUCGGAUGAAACCCUGUCGUUUCUCACGGCGGAUGUAACGUUUGGGUUCCUUAUGAGGUGGGUAGAACUCUUGCCCGAAAAGAGAAAAUCAAAACUCAGUGACCCACUGUCGUGCAUAGAACUGAUAAAAGUAAAUGCUUCACUGAUAGAAAAGGCAAAAGAGGACCAAAACUUUAAAGGAUUCAGAGGCCUAUUUGAAACCGUUGCUGGCAGUGAACAUACAGAAGCAAUGCAAAAUGUAUUGAUCACUCACAAACAAUUUGAUUAUGAAGAAUUCUGGCUGUUUGAUCUUGAAAGGGAAAAAUGGUUCAGAAUAGAAGCAAGUAUUGACACACAAUUCGACAAAGUUUUUCCGUCAACAAUCAAUGAAUCAACUCUUUGUCUCGUGGAAUCCUCAUAUAACAAAUGUACAAUACGUCUUCAUGAUUUUACGGCCGACCAGCACUCAUGCACUUCCCUCAUUUUAACUUCAUGUCAUGAUCAAAAUUCACAGUUAUUCGGUGAUAUCUUUAUAUCUAUGAAACAUUGUUAUGUUGUGUCUGUUCAAUAUGUGAAAUUUACGAGGUGCAAAGAUGAACAAGUCCGCUUGAAAAACGCGAAUGAGCAACAUUUGCAUCUGAUGUCAAUGUUGGGUGGCCCUAUUACGCUGAUGGAUUGUCUCGGUAUGGCAAACGGCGAACAUACAUACUCAGUACAGAAACCUACCCUCUUUUCCGGAGCACUCAGCGAACAUGGUGAGCAAACAAUAUUGACACCACUGUUUUCGUUGAAUGUAAAUUUUGGAGUGAAAGUUGUGGUAAAUGAUGUUAAAUUAAUAGCACUUUUUUCCGAAGAUGAUAACUUCUUUUGCAUUUACGACGAAAUUUCCUGUAUGAUGAAAAAGAUGGAGCUUGAAAUAAAUUAUACUUAUGAGGUUAGUCCUUUCAAGGACGGAUUCGCUAUAUACAGUAACAAGAGGAUACUUUAUAUAGCAUCAAAUAAAGGUCCUCUCAUUGAAAGGACAUUUACAGUUCAUGAGACAGUUCUCUGUGACGACGGUUACCGUUCGAUUGACAACCUUGCAAUAACUGGAAACAGGUGGCUUCGUUUUAGAAGUGUUUAUGGACAACAGAGCGAGGUGCAUUUGGAUUACACUUUUGAUGAGUUAGGAAGGAAAAAUCCAAACGAUGCUGAAUGGAAACAAAUCCCCCUUCCGAAUGAUUCCAUAGAUCAUUCUAUGGUUAGCGGAAUGCGAGAAAUAGCAAUUCCCCACUCGAAAUUGAAAUGCCACGUGGAGUGUCCGCACUGUGUCCGCAUCAAAGAGGAAAGACGCAGCACAAGACGCAAUGCUGAUAAAAGCAGAAGCCGGGAUUGGAGCACUGAUGAUGACGAUUCUGAUGAUGACGUUGACGUUGGAGGUUAUUCCAGCAGCUAUUUUUAUGACAGUUAUGAUUGCUAUUAUUAUGACGGUUCAGAUUAAAUGUGCAGAGCACUACAGCAUGAAAGUAAUGUUUAGAAUUAUAGGAACACAUAUGAAACACUGGGGUUAUAAUGAUAAUGGCUGUUUUAUGGAUGCUAUAACAAGUAGUGUUAUAUAAAGUUGCAACGUUUCAGAGCUAAGACACAAAGGUUUGAAGAAAACAUUCAUGAUUGUAACUCAAGUCGUUGUUACAGAUUGAAAUAUAAAUGAUUAAGUAGAUCUCCGUUUAAUGUUUAGAAGUUGUGUUUUGCAAUCAGACCAAAGAAUUCAAGAAUUCCCAAUGUAUUACGUUAUGAAAUAUAUUUGUUAUAACUAGAUUAGUCUACUUCAAAAAAAUAAACAAUUCGAUAAUGGUCUUGGACAUUUAUAGGAUUUAUGUAGGAUUAAACAAACAACUGUGCUAUCGAUGAACCUAACCGUAGGUUAAUUACUACUUUUGAAGACUGUUACAGUUUAUUAUGGUUACAUUGUGUAUCACUCAGCACAUCAUCUGAUAUGAUGUAUAACGAAUAUACGUGCUGUUGACAAUAGUUAUAUGACCGAGCCCUGUUUAGUGUACACAUACACAAACAGUAAAAGAAUGAAAAGUAACAAUAAUAUUAUGAUUGUAAAUACAUAUUACAUUAAAA
Messenger RNA from Mya arenaria, 2847 nucleotides. RefSeq lists its product as uncharacterized. The transcript is spliced from 4 exons. The record is from RefSeq and is a predicted model, not a curated record. NCBI's taxonomy places the organism in Eukaryota, Metazoa, Mollusca, Bivalvia, Myida, Myidae. Gene Ontology annotation, molecular function: protein binding. Bases 233 to 2218 code for a protein of 661 amino acids.